This is a messenger RNA of Elaeis guineensis (African oil palm), 2081 nucleotides long. RefSeq lists its product as uncharacterized. Gene Ontology annotation, biological process: mitotic DNA replication checkpoint signaling; nuclear DNA replication; mitotic DNA damage checkpoint signaling. Lineage: Eukaryota; Viridiplantae; Streptophyta; Magnoliopsida; Arecales; Arecaceae. Gene Ontology annotation, molecular function: zinc ion binding; nucleic acid binding. The record is from RefSeq and is a predicted model, not a curated record. Gene Ontology annotation, cellular component: spliceosomal complex; nucleus.
AGCCAUCGUCUCACCUUUGCCGUUGGGCUGUUCCAAGCCUCUCACCCGAUUGAGAUUCCUGAACGGAAGCAAGCACCGGCGGAAAACAUUAGAAAAAUCAACAAAAAAAAAAAAAAAGGAAAGAAGGAAAAAAUUAAAAGGUAUUUUUUUUUUGGCUUCUUUUUCUUUUCAUUUCUUUCUCUUUUUCGGAGAUCUGUGGGAAGGAGAGCACUUGAGGGAGAUCGGAAGUGUUUCUUAGGUUCUGGUUCGGGUUUUGUCUUACGCAUGUGGGAUUGUGCGAGUUGUGGCGAUGUGAGCCGGUCCCUUGAAGUUUUGAGAGAUAUUUUGGAGGAUUUGGAGAUUUCCAUCGAAAGGAUUCUUCUUUGGCUACAAAAAUUUCAAUUUAUAGAGUUCAACAGAGGGAGAGAAAGAAAGGUGGAUCGAGGCAUAAAGUCCGACCAAACGUUUGUGACCCCUUUCCUCCUUCUCCUCUGUGAUUUCCCAUCUCCCUUCCAAGCGCUUGGCUUGAAGGCGCUCGCAACCUAAACCAAACAAAAGAGAGGACUAGAGGGAACUAAGAAACCCUAAACAGUUUGGAAGACUGGCUGUAAUUUUAGAUUCUGCUGAGGGAAUUUAGGGCCUUGGGAGCAGGAGUGGAUUUGAUGUUUGUUUAGGAUUAAUCAGCAAUGGAUAAGAGGAAGGCUUUGUUUCGAACGAAAUUGAGAGAGUCUGCACAGAAACGGGAUAAGCGCAUUGAUUCCCCACUUGUGAGGUAUAACGAAUAUGAUCAACCAGUUUGCAGAGUCUGUAAUGUUAUUCUGAAAUCUGAGUCACUUUGGCCUGCACACCAAGCUUCCAGAAAGCAUCAUGAGGCUAUUGAGAAUGUAAAAGCUAGUGCUGCUGGAUUGACUCGUGGCAAUAAUGUAAAUACUGAACCUCCAGCAGAGGUGCAGAAGCCAAGGUCAUCUUCCACACUGCCUACAGAUUUUUUUGAUAAGCAAGAAGAAAAAAGGCAAAAGACCGAUACGUUUACUGGAGCAAAGAUCCAAUCUGCCAGCUCAUCAGUUGGAUCCGAUAUCUCUGAUCAUCAACAAGGAAAGAAAGAAGUUUCUUCUCCUGUGCGCCAAUCAUUGAAGGUGCCAGAAUCUGUGAUGAAGACUGAUGAGCAGGUUGAUUCAGGGACGAAGGAAAGAAGUGAAAUUAAAGAAUCUGCCAAGUUAGGUCAGCCCUCAAAAAGGUUGGAUGACACUAGUGUCAAGAAACCCAAGGGAGCUCUUCCUGGAAACUUUUUUGAUCAAAAGGAAAGAAGUGAAAAUCAGUCCUCCAGACAACAAAACCAAGCUCCAAGAAAUACAGAUAGUUUAGAAGUCAAGCAGCUAAAGCGAGCUCCUCCUGAUGACUUCUUUGAUAGAAAGGAAGAAAGUGAUAGUGUUCAGUCCAACCAGCUCAGUCAACCAUCAAAACAGCAGGACAAUCUGGAAGCCAAGCAGGUUAAAGGAGCAUUACCUGAAGGCUUCUUUGAUAACAAGGAUGCUGAUCUCCGUGCACGUGGAAUUGAACCUGUAAAGGUUGAUAUCAAUGAUGCAUACAAAGAAUUUGAGAAGGAAAUCCAGGAUGACUUGCAGGAAGUGGAUGACCGCCUGGAAGAAGAAGAGAUUGAUGCUGCUGAGGAGAGAGAGGGGAUUACGUCUCUUGAGCAACAGGAAUACAGGGAGAAGGUGAAUAUGGUAAAGCAGAAGCUCUUGGAAGUAAAGGCUGCACGUCUUGCCAGAGGGCAAAAUCGUCCUGCAUUCAUGGGCAAAGAGUCAAGUGAUGAGUCCUCCAGUGAUGAUGAUGACGGUGAUGAUGAUGAUGAGAAUUUUGCUGUCGACUGGAGAGCACAGCAUCUGUAACAACUUUCAGCUAUUAUCUUUUUGUAUUAAGAAAAAAUGUUUAAAUUCAUUCGGGAGCUGGGUGUGAAGCAGUUCUAGGAAUUCAUGUUUAACCAUCUUUCUAGACAACGACUGCUCAUGAACUGUGUAGAUGUGCGCCCAUGCUCUUCUCACUAAAUUGUCUUUCUGCCUUACUCAUGAGCGAAGCUGCUUAGAAUUUUGACUUCAAAU